AUGGUGGAAAUAGACCAGGUGGUCUACAUUGGGCUGGAGCUGGUGAUCGCUUUCCUAGCUGUAGCUGGGAAUGUUCUGGUCUGCUGGGCUGUCUGCCUCAACUCAAACCUGCAAAGCAUCACCAAUUUCUUCGUCGUGUCACUGGCGCUGGCGGACAUCGCGGUGGGGUUGCUGGCCAUCCCGCUUGCCAUCGUCAUUAGCACUGGCUUCUGUGCGGACUUCCACGGCUGCCUCUUCAUCGCAUGCUUUGUCCUCAUGCUCACCCAGAGCUCAAUCUUCAGCCUUCUGGCCAUUGCGGCGGACCGCUACACUGCAAUCAAGAGACCACUCAGGUACACCAGCCUAGUGACAAGACAGAGGGCAAAAGGAAUUAUUGCUGUGUGCUGGGUCUUCUCAGUAGGCAUUGGCUCGACACCAAUGUUAGGCUGGAACAAAGGUGAGAACUCCAAAAACAGCAACAGCUCCUGUCCCGAUGGGAUGACAAAAUGUCUUUUUGAAGGCAUGGUUACCCUGGACUACAUGGUCUACUUCAACUUCUUUGGUUGUGUGCUGGUGCCCCUGUUGGUGAUGCUUGCCCUCUAUACUCGCAUCUUCAUGGCUGCAAGGCACCAGCUCCGACAAAUGCAGCUAAAACUUGCACACGGCCCAUUAUCCACGAGAACGAGUUCAACACUUAGGAAAGAGGUACAUGCUGCCAAAUCAUUGGCUGUUAUUGUGGGGCUUUUUGCUCUCUGUUGGCUGCCUCUACACAUCAUCAACUUCUACAACCUGCUGUGCCAGAAUCGUAACCGUCCAGGUACAUGGGUGAUGAACAUGGCCAUCAUCCUCUCUCAUGCUAACUCUGCGGUUAAUCCUUUCAUUUAUGCCUUCCGCAUUCAGGAGUUUAGACACACCUUCCACAAGAUUUUGUACCGGCACCUUUUUUGGCAGAGGAAUGGGCACGGGAUUGGUGCUGGGAACAAUGGUGGCAGGGGUGCUACGACACUCCUCCCAGGGUACAGCCUUGUGGAUCAGACCAUCGCGCCUUCCCAGGGUUAUCAAAUGGGCACCUCCCUUCACUGCUGUUUUGUCAAACAACCCAUGACACCCCGGGAGGGCUCGACAACAGAGCCAGUGUCCUGGAACUAUCCCGUCAGCCUUGCAGGUCUGGCCACCACUCACCUCUGCCCUGCUUCUCCUCCCCCGGGUAAGUUUUGCCGCCGCUCGCUCCUCUUGAGCCAGAGCCACCGGGAUGCUGUCUCUCCCUGCCUGCGGAUAUCUGCCACCAGCUUCUUACAGGCUGCUCCUCUGACUCCUAGGACCCUCCGGAGCUCCCCAGAAUGA
Messenger RNA from Lampris incognitus (smalleye Pacific opah), 1323 nucleotides. Its product is annotated as adenosine receptor A2a-like. The transcript is spliced from 6 exons. The record is from RefSeq and is a predicted model, not a curated record. Gene Ontology annotation, molecular function: G protein-coupled adenosine receptor activity. Gene Ontology annotation, cellular component: membrane. NCBI's taxonomy places the organism in Eukaryota, Metazoa, Chordata, Actinopteri, Lampriformes, Lampridae. Gene Ontology annotation, biological process: adenylate cyclase-activating G protein-coupled receptor signaling pathway; G protein-coupled adenosine receptor signaling pathway. The coding region runs from base 1 to 1323 and encodes 440 amino acids.